Messenger RNA from Acanthosepion pharaonis, 672 nucleotides. NCBI's taxonomy places the organism in Eukaryota, Metazoa, Mollusca, Cephalopoda, Sepiida, Sepiidae. The record is from the annotation of a GenBank genome assembly.
AUGAAACCUUGGGCGUUCCUUUCCUUUCCUUUCCUUUCUUUUCUUUUCUUUUCUUUUCUUUUCUUUUCUUUCUUUCUUUCUUUCUUUCUUUCUCACUCUCUUAUGUCUAUCUAUCUGUCUAUCUGUCUAUCUAUCUAUCUAUCUGUAUACAUGAUUGGAGCUUCUUUUUUUUUCUAUUUUUUUUUUCUUUUCUCAUUUUCUUUUUCGCCUUUCUUUUUCUUUCGUCAUUUCUUUAUAUUCUUACUUUUCUUUUUGCGUAUUCUUCUCUUUUUCCUUCUUUGUUUCUUUUUUCUUUACUUUUUCUUUUCUUUUACGUUUACUCUUUCUUUCUUCGUGUUCUUUUGCCCUAUUUUUUAUCUCUUUUUGUUUUCUUUCUUUUUUCUUUUAUUUCUAUUUUUCUUUCUCCUUUUCCUUUUCUUUUUUCUUCAUUCUUUUUUAUUUUCUUUUUCUUCUUUUUUCUUUCUUUGUUGUAUUUUUAGUUGUCUUUUCACUUCUUAUAUCUUUCUUCCUUCGUUUCCUUUUCCUUUCACCUUUUCUUCGUUAUUUUCUCUUUCAUUGUUUUUUUUUUUUUUUUUUUGGUCUUUUUUUAUUUUUCGAUCUUUUUCUUUUAUCUUUUUCUUUUCUUUUUCUUUUCUUCAACAUUUCUUUCCUUAUUUUCUAUUUUUUUCUUAG